Messenger RNA from Drosophila innubila, 1368 nucleotides. Its product is annotated as protein ALP1-like. The transcript is spliced from 3 exons. NCBI's taxonomy places the organism in Eukaryota, Metazoa, Arthropoda, Insecta, Diptera, Drosophilidae. The coding region runs from base 695 to 1267 and encodes 190 amino acids. The record is from RefSeq and is a predicted model, not a curated record.
AAAUGGAUACCGAGCAAAAAGAAUUAAUUUUGAGUUUUUUAAUGAUGAGAGCGCAGAGAAAAAGAUCCAAUUAUAUUUGCCAGCUAUCUUCAGCCACAGAUAUUUAUAAAAGAGAUUUUCAAAAAAGACAGGCAUUAAAAAAAGUACAUAUAGCACAAAAUAGUGCGGUUCCAAAAAUAAUUUUAAAUUCCAAUGUGCCACGCCUUCGGAAUCGAAAACGCAGUGAAGAUCAUUGGACCACAUUACAAGAGGAAGGCAACGAGGAAAGAUUUUUCAAUUCGUUCCGUAUGCGAAAGCAAUCAUUUUCUCUUCUAUGUAAAAAAUUGGAACCAUAUUUAAAGAGUGAUUGCACGUCAUUUAUUUGCGCACCUCUGUCAGUUGAAAAACAAGUUGCAGUCUGUCUGUACAAAUUGGCAUCUUGUGUAGAAUAUCGAUUUGUGGGUGACGUUUUUGGCAUUCACAAAAGUACAGUCCACAAAUAUUUUCAUAUAGUUGUAAAUGCGAUAAUUCAACUGAAAAGUCAGCUAAUAAAGUUUCCACAUCUGCAGCAAGCUUUGGAAAUUGCAGACGAAUUUGAGAAAAAUCGCAUAUUCCAAACAUUAUUGGAGCAAUAGAUGAAAUCCAUUUUCCAAUACUUCCGCCAAAGGAAGAUUUUUCCGACUACAUAAACAGAAAAGGAUGGGCAUCAGUUGUAAUGCAAGGAGUUGUGGACAACAAUUAUAGGUUCACUGAUGUCAGCGUCAAACUUCCUGGAAUCACGCACGACGCCACGAUACUUAAGGAAUCCGAUCUCUACAAAAACUCGGAGCACAUGAUACCAACAUUUACAAAAUUGCAUCAUGAUAUAAAAGUACCACUGUUUUUAGUUGGAAAUCCCGCUCAUCCUCUCCUCCCAUGGCUAAUGAAGCCAUAUAUUGAAAUUCAUACCUUUGAUGAAGAAUCGUUUAAUUGUCAUUUGAGUUCGACUCAAAACGUUAUAAAAAUUACGUUUAGACGUUUAAAAGGUCGUUGGGGAUGUUUGGCUAAAAGGAUCGAUGUUAAACCAAGUUUUGUGCCACAAGUGGUUUUAGCUUGUGCAAUCUUGCACAACUUUGUUGAGGAACAGAAAGAAUCAUUUUCAGACUCCUGGGAUCUUUCUCAUCAAUGUAACAGCGAAUAUCCUCAACCUCGAGAAGAAAAUUUAACCGAUUCAUUGAGUGAAGACAAUAUUCAAGCAAAAGACAUGAGAACUGUAUUAAGAAGAUAUUUAAAGGAAAAUGUUAAGUAGCGAUUUAUGAAUCAUAAAUAAAUUUAAAUUAUUUAUGUAUAGAAAUUUUUUAAUUUAUAUGUAUACUAUCAAAUCUGGUUAUUUAAAAGAUAACUUUUGUA